Molecule: messenger RNA, 3708 nt
Organism: Pestalotiopsis fici W106-1
Lineage: Eukaryota; Fungi; Ascomycota; Sordariomycetes; Amphisphaeriales; Sporocadaceae
Exons: 1
Coding region: 1-3708 (1235 amino acids)
Source: RefSeq, a predicted model, not a curated record
AUGAAUCGAUUCAAGACCAAGAAGAAGACCAAGGACGAGAUGCCCAGCCGUCCUUCGCAAGACUCUGACUCGUUCGGCUUCAGGUUCAGAAAAGGGAAGAAGAAUCAGGAGGAGCAAAAAGCUGAGAUCGAUUUGGCCACCGCCCUGCCACCCACAGAUGAUUUCCGGACCAGUCUUCUCAUGUCUGGCCUAUCGGCACGAUUUUCCAUGCUGCGAGAACAGGACGACCCGAACACCAAGAUUGGCAAGGCUAGCGACGACAGUGUGCUAUUUCCCAAAAGACAAUCCCGAAUGGCGGACUUGGGUGGUUACAAUGGUCUCUCGGAUAUAGCCGAAGUGGAAUCCAUCAAGAGUCCUUUUGCUCGGAUCGACUCGUACGCCGCCUCAGACGCUGACUCGAUAAAUGGCAGCAUCAUGAAUAGAUCAAAACCAAUCGAGGGUAAUGUCCUGUUUGGCGGAAGACAGAAGAUCUACAAGAUUGCCGCCGGAGCUACCUCGACGAGGACUGUCGAGGGGGCCAUGAGCGGAAGAGCCCUAUAUGAUGACGACGUGGCUCUUUCGGCUUUUCAGAAGUGGAGAAAAGAAGAGAAGGAGCUCAAAUCUUUGGAAGGUGAGGAUAAUGGGUCACGGCGGCCUUCGACCGAAGACCAGGACACACGCCCCGAAUCUCCCUUCUCCAAUGACUACAACCGGAAGCGGGAAACAACAUCCACGACUUCAUCGAUCCCUUCAUUGGCGCGUAAUUCGACAGCAGCAACCUCUGUGACAUCACAACAGCCUGCUUCUGUCAAAGACUGGCAGGCGGCCUCCGGAACUGCCUCAGCAAGUGCCACAUCUACUCCUCCGGUCGAGCGGAGCACCACCAGGACCCGUCGGCUAUACGAGACUGGUCUUAACAAUGACCUCCAUGAACAACAGUCUUCAGCCUUGUCACGCAUUGAUACAUUAACCAGACGCCGCGAUCUGGGCUCUCGGACCCCUGAUCCGUCGCAGACGCCAUCUCCGACUGCUAUUGGCUUCAUGGAUCGCUUUGGAGACAGACGCAUUCUCGCCAAGGCAAGCGCUCCAAACCUACGGUCCAUGAGUCCUGCCUCCCGUUCGUCUGCAGGUACCCCUGAUCUGGGCAUUCGUGUCCCCACUGUCGCUGAGGCUAAGCCUAGCUACGUCGGCACGCCACCGUUGAGCCCCCCGAUCAGCGAAGCCGAUGAACUGUCUGCUUUGCCCAUUCAGCCAAAUGAUCGAGGCAAGGCUACUGCACUCGGGGUUUUUGCUAAGCCGGCACAGCCAUACGAUGAAUCAAGAUUCGCUGAGCGGCAGUUGCAACUACAACAGGGUCGAGAAACACCCACACAGAGGUUUCGUGCCGAGUCGGGCGCUUCUUUCACUGGUCGAUCCAGAUCCUCGUCUUCAGCAAACCGCCAGCCGUAUGAGCCAAAAACUGAGACGUUCCGAGCACAAUCUCCAUUGCAAGAAGAAGAGAUGAGGCCACAGACCUUCUUCAGCGAGCAUGACGAAGAUGCAGACGAAUCGCCCGUCAUUCCGUCGCAGCCAACUCUCGAACCACUACCGUCUAGAAGUCAGCGCCCCGCUGAUAGUGAGCACCCAGCAUUUCGGAGCGCUACGCUCCCCACUCCGCUGUCAAUGGCAUCCAAACCCAGUGGCGAACCAUCGCCGACAGUGGAACUUGAAUAUGCUUUGCCUUCACAGGAAAAGCCGUCUCCGCCGGACUCGCCCACGCUCGGGCCCGCUGUAUCAGCAGCUGCUGGACUCAGCGGCAUGGUCCGACAGCAUUUGAGAGCUGACAGCGGUGCCUCCUCCAUUUACGGCGGCACCACACACCACCUCGAUUCGAAUCUCAAAACUAGCUUUCCCACGCAGCCAGAAGAAUACUCGUCGCCAUCAAACCAUUGGGAACAAGAAGAAUCCAGCAGUGUAUGGUCUCCCCCCCACCACGGACCCGAAUCUGUUCGGAUUCUGGAUGGGCAAUCAAGUGUCCGGGCCAAUAAUGCCGGACAGUUCGAAGACCAACCAGAUCCAGUCUACUGGCAAGAUGGUCGUGAGAGUGAUGAGUUUGCAAGUCAGCUAGCCGAUGGCGCACGAAGAAUCAGGGAAAGGCUCACUACCUAUGUCGAGUCUGAUAGCCGGCCAAGCUCGCCACAUGCUGCCCAAGAGAGCAGAGAAAUGCCGACUUCAUCACGAUCAAACACGUUGGGAAUAUUGCAGGCGAAGUCAAGCCGCGGCUCCCUCGCUGAUCGAAGCCGUGACCCUGCCGCCCACUCAAAAGCCAUGAAGAUGCUCGGCAUUUCAGAUUCUGGUCCUUCUGUUCUACAGAGGAAAGCUUCAUUCGAACGUCCAGAAGUCUUGAACGCUACUCAUGCAGGGGACAGACAUCCGCAGCCUGUUUCCACUGCUUUCGGAGGGGCCGCAGAGACAAAUACUAAUGACAAUCCCCCAGAGGAACAGAACAACGGGAUUCGGGCAUUUCGACAAGCCAGGCGCGAGCUUCAGAAGCUCAGAGAGCUGGAAACUCAGCAGAGGCAUCAUGCACAACCUCAAACAUCACUUCCAGAGCCCCCAGCGCCUCGUGCCCCGCCCCCAAGGAAUGUCGAACAACGCCAACGUUCCGACAGCAGGGAGCGAAGACCGCCUCCGGUAGCAUAUCGCACCCGCGCUCCUAGUGAGGACUCGCAUACGACGAACUCGAGAUCUGCUUCACAGGAGCCAUCGCGUGGCGACCGUGACCGAAGUGGCUCGAAUUCGAGUGGUGGUGAGCGGCCACACAGCCGGUCUCAUGUUCGACCUCCAAUGCGUCUCAGGAGCGGUUCUUCAGCUCCAAACGAUCGCAAUCUGGGUCCUCAGGGUAUUACUAGCUCCAUGACUCGCUCACCUGGCCUCCCGGGGACGAAUAUUCGCCGCUCGCCCAUCAUGCCGCCUCAGGGAUAUCCGGGAGGUCAAACAGCAAGAGCGAAUCAAGGCUAUUUUUCUCCCAAUGGAAACCUCAACGUACAGCCCUCUCACGGGUUUGAAUCGAAUCAGCCUUCUCCCAUUUCUCCUAUCCCGUCGCCUUUGGCACACUCGGCACCUGCAACACCGGGCGGUCUUGCCUCGCCUCAGCGGCCGCCACUAGCACCGACGCCUCAUGUCAAUUCUGACGGUUCAGAGGUGCCGGGCCUGAACGAAGCAAUGAAGCGACCAGUGAAGAAGCGAGAUAUAUCUGAGCCGACGUUUGUCAUGUCCACCUCUCGGGUUCCAACCGUUGAACUGCCUCCCGAGGCUGCCACCAACCGGUCGCGCAGCAACAGCAGGUCUCGUUCGAACAGCAAAGCGGAUUCGUACGCUGCGCCGCCGUUGCCUCCCAUCAAUCCAAGACGACGCCAGGACACUUUGAAAUCACGCACCGUCUUCGGCAACCUAACAGGACGUAGUGGCGAGACCAGUGACACGGCAAAUUUGGGUCGUAGCAGCACCAUGCCAAUGCCCAUGAUGGGUAGUGAGGACAAUCGCGGCGCAUAUGAUGCAAACAACGAGGAGUACAGGCCAGAGCGCCGACCUCUCCGAAAGAUGCCUGAUGAUGUCCAGCCGGUUGGUCCAAUGAUGCGGGCGCCCAAUAACAACAAUGCCCCGGCUUACGGCCCUCCAGCUUCCAGAAUGGUUGUCACUCAGAACAGUGGUAGCCGCGGCAUGGGCGUCCCGGGCGGCAUGAUUUGA